Formica exsecta is the source of this 3857-nucleotide messenger RNA. Its product is annotated as sodium-coupled neutral amino acid transporter 9-like. The transcript is spliced from 10 exons. Gene Ontology annotation, molecular function: amino acid transmembrane transporter activity. The record is from RefSeq and is a predicted model, not a curated record. Lineage: Eukaryota; Metazoa; Arthropoda; Insecta; Hymenoptera; Formicidae. Gene Ontology annotation, biological process: amino acid transmembrane transport. Bases 1567 to 3399 code for a protein of 610 amino acids.
AACAAUUACAUUAACAUGAUAAUUCGUUAUUUAGAACUAAACUUAAACUCGAACAUAAUAGAAAUCGCGUGUUUAAUCCACGAGUUUGACGUCACGGAUCAUAUAUUGCUUCAAAUUAAGAUAACAAAUGUACAGGAUUUCUCAGGCAUUGUAUAUGUAUAUAUAACACAUCGUUGAGAGAUAAAUGAAUAGGGUCGCAAGUUCGAUGUUUUAAGUGGAAAUAAUAAAAAGCAAACAUCACAGUUAUUAAUUUCUGCAAAAAAUAGCAUUCGAAAAAAAAGAAACUCUAUAUUUUGCGAAUGCUGUUCAAUGUAUGUACUUGUUAUCACUAACACAAGUAAAAAUUUCUUUCAUAAGGGCUUUGCCUUUCCGAGGAAUGCCGGAAUAUUAGAAAUCUCACAUAGGAAAACAUAAUUAUCAAUUAAUUGAAAAUAAGUAAACAUAAAGAUAACAAGAGACAAUUCCAACUUUUUUUCUUAGAAAGAUUUAAGUAAUGAGCCAAUAUGAUCCGUCAGAUACUCUGUAAAGUAUUUAUAGACACUUCUUUUGUAGUAUGCUCUUUUGUGUAUUUAAACACCUUUAUCAUAAGAUUUACUGGGCGCAUUGAGGGAGUAUUUAUUAUUUGUUAAUGACUCAUUGGUGCAAGAUUAGUGACUAUUGGAGAAGAAAUUGUACGUAUGACUACGUGAAAAGUUUCAUUCAGUUAAUUACCUACGUUUAACUCAAGAGGAUCUCUCAGUAAAACUCGUAACUAGUACCGCUAAUGUUACGACAAGUGUACUUUAUAACAUGUGUUUAACAGUUCGUAUAUUGUUCUAAAUAUCACAUCACUCGAAAUGGAUAUAAUUAUUUUCAAAUUAUAUAGCAUAAGUCGCGUACAAGAAAAUAACGAAGUAAACAGUUAGGCCAUGUGGCGUCGACAAUCCGGAUUAACUCAGCGAGAUAGAUUAAAGGUCGCUUAUCUAUUUGUACAAUUCUACCUAUAACAUAGAUCAAAAAAUAAAACCUCACACAAAAUAGCGCUAAUGUACGUCAAUGAGAUUUUUUUGCCCAAAGGGUUAAAGCCAUGAUUAGACGGGUAGAUCCGAGUUUGUCGCGGAACGAUAAGAAAGAAAAUUGUACAAUUUUACUAAAAUUGCGUUCAUGAUGAUUAUUAUCUUACAACGAGCUCCUCCAUCGAUAUCGAAAGAGGGAAGGAAACAAAAAUCAUCGCAAACAUUGCGAUCAUUUUGUGAUCAACACCGGCGGUCAUCGUUUUUAGCGACACGCGCGCGCGCUGGCGGCCGUUGAAAAACGGGUGGAAGGAGAGUGUUAAGUCAAGGAUGGCUGAUAUAAAGUUCGCGAGUUUAUAAAACAGAGAUCAACUUGCUCCAAAACCCAGUUUUCCAAUCGGCCGCGUUCGCGUAGGAACAACAGUACCCGUUAUCAGGAAAUAGUUUUAAGCCCGACGAUAUUGUCGGUCAUUUAUUCCACGCCGGAAUGAGAAGAAAUCAAUCAGAUUGAUUGUAUAUUAGGAAAAGAAAGAGAUAUAGAUAGAUAGAAGGCUUUAAUCGUCAAGAACGUAUUAUGUACAAGUCUCGCAUUUACCGAGGUGGUAGCGAUACCUCUCCACGAGACAGCGGAUCCGAAAGCACGCCGUUCCUCUCCUCGGAAUCUCGCACGAGUUUAGAACUAUCGACGAUAUCCGAUGACUUGGAUACGAGCGACUUAGAUCCGAGCCCAGCUGGCUGUUCUUUCAAAUAUGGGAGCAUCGACGCCGCCAGUUAUAGCACAACCCUAACAGCUGUACCGAAAAGGCCGCCCCCCCUAACGCGGAACGAGUUAUAUCUUUCGGCAGCGGCGCACUCGCCUUGCAUCGUGAAUCUCGUCCACGAGAAGAAUUACGAGCCGUGUAACAUCGACCUGGUAUUAACAAACGAAAAUGUCGAUCCGAAAAAAGCGUACGGGAUAGACUUUACACGUGGAUCGCAAUUUCAACCAGACAUGGUGCAUGCCUCGUACAAGGAUCUCAAGCCGAAGCAAAAUUCAUUGGUCACCAUAUUUUCAAUAUGGAAUACGAUAUUGGGAUCGUCGUUAUUGACUAUGCCAUGGGGAAUCGGGAUGGCCGGAUUCUUUCCUGGGAUUAUCCUCAAUCUACUGAUGAGCGGUUUAUGCUUAUACACAGCUUACCGUCUCAUAGUUGCACACGCGUAUCACGGUGGAGGAGAAAAUAUAGAGGUCCUAGACUUGAGUAGAAUAUACCUCGGCAAAUGGGCGGAAUAUAUUGCCAAAAUAUUUAGUAUUGCCGUGCUGCUGGGCGCAACUAUAGCUUAUUGGAUAUUGAUGGCUAAUUUCUUGUACAAUAGCGUGAAUUUUAUUUAUGGUAAGUAUCCUCGUUGUAAAUGUGCGCACGCGAGAAUGCAAAUCCUUGUGGAUCGUUCUGUAAUGAAGUAUGUUCGUUUUGCAGAUAAUGCAGCUGGUUGGCCGACACAUCCUGCACCUGAGAACAUUUCGCAUACAGAAGUCUUAUGUCCAACACAAAAAAACCAAGAUAAUGAUACUGUUGUAAUAUAUGAUAAAACAUUUGAUGCAUUGGGACCAGCAUGGGACUUACGCAACACUGUUCCUGGGUUUUUAGCUAUAUUGAUAUUUCCAUUACUGAAUUUUAACAGUACAACAUUUUUUACAAAAUUUAAUUCCCUCGGAACGGUAUCAAUUAUUUAUUUGGUUAUCUUCAUUCUGAUAAAAUCCGCAUCAUGGGGCAUUAAUAUGGACACCGAAUGGGCAACAAGUUGGGUAAUACGACCCACAUUUCCAGCCCUCACUGGAAUGCUCGCAAUGUCGUUCUUUAUCCACAAUAUUAUAAUCAGUAUAAUGAAAAAUAAUCGUAAUCAAAAGAAGAAUGGAAGAGAUUUAACUAUAGCAUAUAUUCUCGUCACGUUAACUUAUAUCAUCGUUGGAGCAGUGUUUUUCAUAUGCUUCCCUCUGCCAAAGUCAUGCAUAGAAGAUAAUUUAUUGAAUAAUUUUCAAAAGUGGGAUGGCUUUACAUUAGGUGCUCGUAUAGUACUACUUUUUCAAUUAGUAACCGUCUAUCCUUUGCUUGCAUAUAUGCUGCGUGUGCAGUUGCUCUCAUCAAUAUGCAAAGGAGUAUCCAAUAAGAGCUUAGUGCUUGUCAUUAAUCUUAUAUUGGUUUCUAUAUGUAUUUUGUUCGCGACCUUUAUGCCUUAUAUCGGAACUAUCAUUAGAUAUACCGGCGCUUUAAGCGGAUUUAUCUACGUUUUCACUUUGCCGAGUUUACUGCAUUUGUCGAUUUUAAAGAAAGAAGAAAAGUUAACUAUGUGUUCCCUGUUAAUCCACUUAAGUAUACCUGUCAUUGGAAUUAUCAAUCUCAUUGCUCAAUUUUUCAUUACGAAUCAUUAAUCACAUAAUUAAAAUCUCAUAAUCUAUGUGAUAGCGUUUAUAUGAUACUUAAAAUUAAUUACAUAAAUAAGUAAUUGUAUACAUUGCUAUGUAUACCUUAAGAGAGAGAAAGAGAGAGAGAGAUAAAAUCCUAUAGUGUUUUACAAUUAUAUUAAGAAAAAACACAAUGGAUAAAAAAGCAUUAAAUGCAAAAUGCAAUUUAUGUAUUAAAUUUAUUACUUGGAAGAAAAUCUCAUUAAUAUUGAGAAUUGUAUUAGAUAUAAGAAAAUAUGCCUAAGAUUACAUGUAUAAGUUAGCCACUUUGUCAUAAUAGAGAAUAAUUUAUUCAAUACUCAAGAGAAACACACAUAUGUCAAUUUGAUAAAGAUGUAAAUCUACUUUUUUUAUGAUUAAAAUUUUUAAUGCUAUAUGUUCUCUACAGUAAAUGCAUAACAUUAAAUAUGCAGCAAUUAUCUCUA